Messenger RNA from Lolium rigidum, 1314 nucleotides. RefSeq names its product putative F-box/kelch-repeat protein At1g15680. NCBI's taxonomy places the organism in Eukaryota, Viridiplantae, Streptophyta, Magnoliopsida, Poales, Poaceae. The record is from RefSeq and is a predicted model, not a curated record. The coding region runs from base 1 to 1314 and encodes 437 amino acids. Gene Ontology annotation, molecular function: protein binding. The transcript has a single exon.
AUGCUGCGCAUGCUGCGCGGUCGAGCCAAAGCUCAGACUGGCAGCAGCCACCAUUCCUCGCCGGCACCGGCGCCAGCGCCGAAGACCCCGCUGGACGAUGAGGACCUGCUCCAGGAGAUCCUCCUCCGCCUCCCUCCGAAGCCAUCGUCCCUCUCCCUCCCGCGUGCCUCCCUCGUUUGCCGGGGAUGGCGCAGCAUCCUCUCCGACCCCGAGUUCCUCGAACGCUUCCGCAAAAACCACCAUACACCGCCUCUGCUGGGCUUCUUCGCAGGGCACGUCCACGCAACACCAGUCUUCACCCCCAUCCUCGACUCGCCGGACCGCAUCCCUGCCUCCCGCUUCCCCGUGCCGCAGAGCCACAGCCGCAACGACGAGUGGCGCUUCAUGGGCUGCCGCCACGGCCUCGCCGUGCUGCUCGAGGUGUCCCGUCGCGAGGCCGUGGUGUGGCAUCCCCUCACCGGCCAACGGCGCCAUGUCAGUUUUCCACCGGGGAUGCACACCGACGACUGGAAUCGCUGGCAUGCCGCGGUGCAAUGCGCCGAUGCCGCAGAUGGGCAUGUGCAUGGCGACUGCUUCUCCAACCCGUUCAAGUUGGUGCUGAUCCUGGUCGCACAACGCGUGCGAGCAUUCGCCUGCCUCUAUGAAUCAGCUUCCGGUGUCUGGGGAGAUAUUGCGUCGACGGCGACCAGGGAUACCAUUUGUUAUACAGAGCCCAGCGUCCUCAUUGGGAAUGAGUUUUGCUGGUUGCUUGGUAAAGGUGACAUCCUUGCGUUUGAUAUUCAAAGGCAGAGCCUUGGUGUCAUUGAGAAGCCAGAUAUGAGGCGCUACUAUUCUUCUGUUCGGCUCUUCCGGACAGAGGAUAAUGGACCUGGCCUCGCAUGUUUGUCAAAACUGACUAUCCUACUAUGGGCGAGGAAAUCGAAUUAUGAUGGGGUUGUCGGAUGGGAGAUGCUGCAGAAAACCAUUAAACUCAAGGGGCUCUUUCCACGCAAGAUGCCAAGUUAUGACAAGUUGGUAUAUCUUAGUGGGUAUGAUGAGGACACAAAUGCGAUAGUUCUAACUACGGAGACUGGCAACUUCACGCUCCAACUUGACUCGGCGCAGAUCAGACAUAUUAUUAAAAGAGAUUACAUUUGUGAUAACACCUUUUAUCCAUAUACAAAUUUCUAUACCGCAGGUAAUACACAGCUAUCUUACCCUGCCAUUCACAAACUGCUAGUAGAGGAAGCAUAUACACCUGGGAGCCGAAUUGAAUUUCCAGCAAUAACUGGGCAAAAAAAAAUAGCGAAGCUUUAUUUCAUAUUUGACAUAUAG